Jaculus jaculus (lesser Egyptian jerboa) is the source of this 1385-nucleotide messenger RNA. It is a transcript of the gene Il15ra, whose product is annotated as interleukin 15 receptor subunit alpha. The transcript is spliced from 7 exons. Gene Ontology annotation, molecular function: interleukin-15 receptor activity. Bases 1 to 786 code for a protein of 261 amino acids. Gene Ontology annotation, cellular component: plasma membrane. NCBI's taxonomy places the organism in Eukaryota, Metazoa, Chordata, Mammalia, Rodentia, Dipodidae. Gene Ontology annotation, biological process: interleukin-15-mediated signaling pathway. The record is from RefSeq and is a predicted model, not a curated record.
AUGGCCCCGGGGCGGCUCCCGGGCUGCCGCGUCCGCGCGCUCCUCGCGCUGCUGCUUUCGCCGCUGCUGCCGCGGGGGACGUCCGGUACCACUUGCCCACCCCCCAUAUCUGUUGACUAUGCAGACAUCCAGGUCAAGAGUUACGAGGAGAACUCCAGAGAGAGGUAUGUUUGUAAUUUGGGUUUCAAGAGGAAAGCCGGCACAUCCAGCCUGACUCAGUGUGUCCUUAACAAGACCACGAACACGGCCCACUGGACGACGCCCAAUCUCAAGUGCAUCAGAGACCCCUCUCUGGCUCAUCAAAGACCACUGCCGCCUUUGACAGGGCUGACAACAAGAGUGACCCCGCAGACCCAGAGCUCCUCCCCUCCUGGAAAAGGGCCAGCAGUGUUACCUCCCAGGCCAGACCCCACAGUGGCCACAGAGACUGCUGUUGUACCAGACUCCCGGCUGACACCGUCCCCGUCACCCGUCACAGGAGUAAACAGUCACCCGUCCUCCCCAACGCGGACGAGAGCACGGAGCCCGGAGCUCACGGCCUCCCCGGCCCUCAAGGCGCCAGGUGCUCAUCCACACGGCUCCGGAAGGACCACUGUUGUCAUUUCCACAUCUGUCAUCGCAGUGCUUUGUGGAAUGUGUGCUGUGUCUUUCCUGGCCUGGUACUUGAAGUCCAGGUGCACCUCCCGGUCACGAGGCCUGGAGAUGGACGCCGCGGAAGCGAUGCCAAUGACUGCAAGGACAGGCGGCAGAGAGGAAGACAUGGGCACCUAUGCACGCAAGCUCUGAAACCCAGGAAAACAGCCCGGCUAACUGUGGAGUGAAGGAUAGCUCAAGAGGACCUGGAAGAGACACGAGGAGCUUGGCACUGGGGGAAAUGCCCUCCGUGAUAACCAAAGGUCCCUGGGAACCUCCCGUGUGGGCACAUCAGCUCUCCAGCACCCAGAGAGGGCACCACCUACCUGGGUGAACCCAGUGCAGAGGCUUGCUUGCUAAAGUGCAAGAGAUUCCCGUUCUCUCGGGGAGGCGGAUGGCUUCUACUAAGGCCUCUGACUUGACUCAGAACAGCUUAUCUUCCCGCCGGCUCAGGCCCUCAUCCUGACUGGAAGUUGAUGGAGAAGAGUAACAUGGGGCCCCCACUUAAUUUCAGGGUCCCCCUGACUGGAAGAAGUCCACAGGAAAGACGCCAGCACUUGAGCUCCUCCAAACUUGGCGUCUGUCUGGAAGCACAGCCGAGAAAAACAGAAGAAACAUUGAGCCAAUGAAUCCUUCUGCUUUAAGGACUCAGCAAACCCCCUGAACUCAGUGACCUUGUACGUGUAUGCGCAUUUGUAUUUAUAGUCCUCUGUUUGUUAUCUCGAUGUAUUGUAUGUGACUUGUAUUUUGAA